GGAGGGCGCUCGAGAGCCCGGCACCGCUCGCCGCGCGGCCGGAAGUGAAGGAGCAGGAGAACGAAGUAGUUAGCAGCGAUGGUGCUGCAGCGCUUGCUGCCCUGGAGUACUUGCCGGACGAUCUUCGGGUCUGCGGAGGCUGCGCUCUGGGGUUUGAAGUCAAUAAAAAGAAGCUGCCACAAUUUUUGUACCGCUAUUUGUCAAGAUGUCACUUAUAUGGAACUUAAAAACCUCCUGAAGUCCAAAAAAAUUAUGUUAAUUGAUGUUAGAGAGCCAUGGGAAAUUCAUGAGUAUGGAAAAAUCCCUGGGUCCAUUAAUAUACCAUUGGAUGAUGUAGGUGAAGCUCUACAGAUGAACCCAAAAGACUUCAAAGAGAAGUACAAGGAAGUAAAGCCAUCCAAAUCUGACAAUCUAGUGUUUUCUUGUUUAGCUGGAGUGAGAAGCAAGAAGGCUGUGGUCACAGCAAUAUCUCUGGGCUUUAACAGUGCUCAACACUAUGCUGGAGGAUGGAAGGAAUGGGCAACCUAUGAACUUUCAGAGAAGAAACAAGGAAAUUGAAUUUUGGAAUACAAGCUGACCGUUUCCUUGUGUAAAUGCAGCCCAGAAUAGUGGAAUAAGCAAAAGAAUAAAAAUGUAGCCCUGGAACUACUGGUUAAUGGGAAA
Messenger RNA from Cervus elaphus (red deer), 663 nucleotides. RefSeq names its product thiosulfate sulfurtransferase like domain containing 3 (gene TSTD3). Gene Ontology annotation, cellular component: mitochondrion. Lineage: Eukaryota; Metazoa; Chordata; Mammalia; Artiodactyla; Cervidae. The coding region runs from base 79 to 558 and encodes 159 amino acids. Gene Ontology annotation, molecular function: thiosulfate-cyanide sulfurtransferase activity. The transcript has 4 exons. The record is from RefSeq and is a predicted model, not a curated record.